Messenger RNA from Ciona intestinalis (vase tunicate), 1951 nucleotides. The record is from RefSeq. Lineage: Eukaryota; Metazoa; Chordata; Ascidiacea; Phlebobranchia; Cionidae.
GUGUAAAAAAAUAUUUAUAACUAAACAUAUUGAUUGAAAUAUAAAUAUGUCGGAAUCAUGUGUGUUCAGACGAAGACCGUCGACGGAAAACUUAAAAUCCGACGUUAAUGGAAACAAUAUGGCGUCCAUAGGGGAAGUAAAAGGAGGCGGGGUCUCCCCCGAAAGAUGGGUGGAGAGACCAACCAUGUUUCAUUCUCCGCAAGAAAAGAACAAGUCAAGAAAAAGCGACUUCUCUGUGAAGUCCUUGCUAGAUCAUAACGUUACUUCUCCCUCCGACAGCGGCUACGGUAGUGGGAGUCCAAGUCCAGACCAGAAUAUGAUCUCGUCACCAAGCUGGAACAUUGAUGGUAAGCAUACGAAAACAACGUUCUUACCGAUAGCACCAUCAAGCACCAAUUGUCCACCGAAAGAUAUGUGUUUAUCUGCUGACUUAACCCCAACUGCUAUGUUUCCACUUUAUUACCAAAGACUGCUGUACGCAAUGAACACGCAUUUUCUCGCGCGGCAAUCGGCAGGGCAAAUAUCCACAUCGCCGGCGGGGACGCAGAGCAUGAAACUCCCGCCAACAGCCCUUCUUUCUUCCGAUGUCCAAGCGAAGGCGAAACGAAGCGAAACAUACCGACCGACUGUGCCGCAGAAACUUGAAAUUAAAUCUGAGCGAUCAGAAAAAAAAGAAUCAAAAGCAGAUUACCAAAACGAAGCUUUAAACCUAUCGCUUGAAAACGUUCAACUUGAAAACAAACGCGAAACAAGCCCGAAAAGCGACGAACCCGACACUUUGAAAAACAAUUACAGCCAAAGGUAUUUUUCAAAGUUUAGCGCAGCUUAUGAAGAUAUGAAACACACCAAAUCAGAAAACCAACACCAACUUCCAUACAACACGUCACAAACCGCUACGUCAGGUAUGCCGGCACCAACAUUUCGACCCGACUACUACAUGAUGCAGAUGGGGAAGUUAUUAUGGGAGAACGCGGUGCGGAAAGCGGCGAUCGCUCCUUCAGCCAACCAAAGUAACUUCAAUUCAACUUACGCGGAAAGAUUACAGAAAUAUAUGUGCGCGGUUGCAAGUGGGAGGCCAGAUCUAAUCAACCCGGCCAUGUUUCCAAUGCAAGGGCCUUUCCCAAUGGGCACGCCAACACCAAUGCUUGGGAAUAACGCUUCAAAAAAUAUGAAGUCAUUUGCAGGUUACGAAAACAGCCGCUUGUCCGACCACCUGAAAGAGAAACAACGAUGCACUGAGGCCCGUGCGCCCGUGGUGAAUCGCUCCCCUUUGUUCCCCCAACAUUCAACCGGUGUGAAAAUACCAAAUACGUCAUUCCAUAAUUUUACUACAAAUAUGACCCCACCCAAAACCACCUCACCCACGAGUAGCGUAGCUUCGUCCAACAACGGUGACUCUAGUGGCAACAUGAACUCGCGCUGCAAACGAGGUCCGAAUUCUGGCUACAAGUCCCUGCCUUAUCCCCUCCGCAAAGAAAACGGAAAGAUUGUGUACGAAUGCAACGUUUGCUAUAAGAGGUUCGGACAGCUGUCCAAUUUAAAAGUUCAUCUACGAGUUCACACCGGCGAGCGUCCGUUCAAAUGCGCUACUUGUUCAAAAGGCUUCACACAGUUGGCUCAUCUACAGAAACACAACCUCGUACACACUGGUGAAAAACCACACGAAUGUAAUGUCUGUAACAAACGCUUCAGCUCGACGAGUAAUCUCAAAACUCACAUGAGACUCCACAACAGUAACGAAUACACAUGUGCUGGGUUAAACUCAAUGCUCGGUAAUGUCCCAUCGUCACUUCAAUCUGCGCUACACUUUCAUACGGGCCAAUCACCGUCGCUGAGGAGAUGGUAUUAAGUUACAAACGCGAACUCGGCGUUGUAGCUUCUGCUGGAGUAACUUAAAUUGGGAAACAACGCCCUUUGAUAUUAAGUAUGGCUGCCAAGGCAAAGACAACAG